Messenger RNA from Labrus bergylta (ballan wrasse), 617 nucleotides. The record is from RefSeq and is a predicted model, not a curated record. NCBI's taxonomy places the organism in Eukaryota, Metazoa, Chordata, Actinopteri, Labriformes, Labridae.
CUGGUUAGCAAAUCAAAGGCAGAAGAAGAAGGUGGAGGAGUGUCAGUAACUCUACUGUGCAGAGGUGGAUGUGUUCUUUUCCACAUCUGUUCUUUAAUUAAUCUUCGUCAUGUCUGCGAGAAACCCCGGGACUAAACUCGACCUGCAGUGGGUGUCUAAGGUGAGGGUGAACACUCAGGCCGUCCUCAAGAGAGCUCAGCAGAUACAGGGAUUGAAGACACCGAAGAAACAGUGGCAGGCAGCGUGGCUCCUGAAGGCGGUCACCUGUAUCGACCUGACCACUCUGGCGGGAGAUGACACUCCGUCCAACGUCCACCGUCUGUGUCUGAAAGCUGUCCAGCCAAUCAGAUGUGACCUGCUGAAGAGCAUGGACAUGCACAACAAAGGUGUAACCACAGCAGCAGUGUGUGUGUAUCCUGCACGUGUUCCUGAUGCUGUUAAAUCUCUUAAAGCUGCAAACUCUAGCCUACCUGUGGCUUCAGUGGCGACUGGUUUCCCAGCAGGUCAGACCCCGUUAGAGACCCGCCUUCAGGAAGUGCGCCUGGCGGUGUCUGAUGGAGCGGCAGAGAUCGACAUCGUCAUCAACCGAACACUCGCCAUCACGGGACAAUGGGAAG